Messenger RNA from Sclerotinia sclerotiorum 1980 UF-70, 1329 nucleotides. RefSeq lists its product as hypothetical. The coding region runs from base 1 to 1329 and encodes 442 amino acids. Gene Ontology annotation, biological process: ubiquitin-dependent protein catabolic process; positive regulation of proteasomal ubiquitin-dependent protein catabolic process; protein polyubiquitination. Gene Ontology annotation, cellular component: ubiquitin ligase complex; cytoplasm. Gene Ontology annotation, molecular function: zinc ion binding; ubiquitin protein ligase activity; ubiquitin conjugating enzyme binding. The transcript is spliced from 4 exons. The record is from RefSeq and is a predicted model, not a curated record. Lineage: Eukaryota; Fungi; Ascomycota; Leotiomycetes; Helotiales; Sclerotiniaceae.
AUGGACUACAUACUCCCUGGCAAUUAUUGCUUUGAGGGUAUUGAUGAUGAGUCCUUGAAAUUGAUAAUCCAGCUUCAGCUUGAAGAUAUCGAGUACUCAUCUUCCAAGGGUAAAGGUCGAGCCGAUGGUGUAUCCGAUAUCUCUGUUGCGUUUAACCUUCAAAAGGAGGAAUUGGAAAAGACUGCUUUGUUUCUGUCUGAUCAGCGAAUGACGAGAAGUAUUGCACUGGCCGUACAAGCUGAUGGGGAUGUUUUGACUGAGACGGUAUCACGCGAUGACAGUUCUGCCAGAGACCACGCGAUGGCCCUGCAGUUAUAUCGGGACCCUCACCUAGAGAAUAUUACACCAGAGCCUCCCACGAUUACUCCACCGCAUACACAGAUCUUGAACGAAGAGGUCUUGCAAAAACUUCAAAUAUUGUACAUCUCUGGCGUCGACUCGAAAGACGACAAUACAGCAGAGUUAGAUGAAAAAGAUGGUGGCUCACUAGCUGAUUCACUUGCAGAAUCUUCGACUUGGGCAGCUUCUCGAUCCGUAUCUUCCAGGACAACAUCGACAACAUGUGUUAUUUGCCGCGAUGAGAUAAAUUUCUGCGAUGCAGCCCGAGUUCCUGGUUCAUGCCGUCACGAAUAUUGUCGCGCCUGUCUUGAGCACCUUUUCCACUUAUCAAUGAGUGAUGAAUCACUCUUUCCGCCCCGCUGCUGCAACGAACCGAUUACUGUCGCCAGUGUACGCCUUUUCCUCACAAUUGAUAUCGUAAGUGCUUUCGAAAAGAAGAAGAUUGAGUUUGAGACACCAAACAGAAUUUACUGCUGCUCCAAGCCUUGCUCAGCUUUCAUCCACCCGUCAAAAAUCAUCAACAAAGUAGCUACCUGUGAUGACUGCGGCAGGCGAACUCACACUUUGUGUAAGCUGGAGGCACAUCUUGGAGAUUGCUCGAAUGACACAGCCUUGCAGGAGGUUUUGGACCUUGCUAGAGACAUGGGUUGGCAAAGAUGUUACUCAUGCUGGGGCAUGGUAGAGCUUGAACAUGGAUGCAAUCGCAUGAAAUGUCGAUGCGGCGCCACGUUCUGCUACACCUGUGGACAGAAAUGGAAAACCUGCAGAUGUCCACAUUGGCACGAGGAUCAACUAUUAGCCCGUGCAACUGAAAUCGUCAACCGCAGACCUGGUCAUCAACUACUCGAGCGUCCUUAUCAGCCCAUCGGACAAGGAUCUGUAACUGAUGCUCAAAUUGCGAUAGCUGCGCAAAACCUUCGCGAAAACCACGCAUUGAAGUUAGAUCCCAUGCAUAACAUAAGUCUUCAAAAGCUCAUGGUUUUGGUAUAA